This is a messenger RNA of Saccostrea cuccullata (small rock oyster), 2008 nucleotides long. RefSeq lists its product as uncharacterized. NCBI's taxonomy places the organism in Eukaryota, Metazoa, Mollusca, Bivalvia, Ostreida, Ostreidae. The transcript has 2 exons. The record is from RefSeq and is a predicted model, not a curated record. The coding region runs from base 273 to 1946 and encodes 557 amino acids. Gene Ontology annotation, molecular function: zinc ion binding.
AACCAGUUAUGUAAAUAUAUAUAUUUGGUUCUAGGAAAGAUAAAGAGUGGGACUGAGGGACCUGCUACCUCUCUUCACCUCGUUCUCAAUGAGGGUAAAAUGCAUUUAUUCACGAAAGUUUUGAGGAUUUAUUUUUACCUAUGAUAAUGAGCACAACGGGCUUUCAUACUUGACAACGAAUGGCAUACGCACACGCACAAGAGAAAGCCACGAAAACCUUGCAUUAAUUGAGAUUGUGAUCAUCAUGAGCAGGUGACAUCCAUUUUGCAGAUAUGGCAGAGGGAAACGAUGUGGAAGAUCCAGAUAUUGUGUAUGCUCAACAUCUCAUUGAAUGUGAGCUUUGCUCCAACACAGUGAGCCUACAAUGUAGCGUUUGUAAAGUCAAUCUCUGUGGCGAGUGUGUAGGUGCUCAUAUAAAUGCCAAAUCCUCACAGGAACAUAAUAUUGUGUCUUAUAAGCUGAGGGCAUCCAUGCCAAUUCUGCCACCUUGUGCUAGUCAUAAAAAUGAAAAGUGUAAUUUGUUUUGUACAAAAUGUCAGAUUCCCAUUUGUGUGAACUGCAUAACACUUAAUCACAAAGCCCACCCAGCUAUAAAACUGGAAGAUAGAUGCAAACAAAAAAGCCUUGAAUUAGUAAAAGAAAGUGAAUCUCUGGAAAACAAUGUUUGUAAAAAUCUGGAGGAUAAUAUUGCUAAAAUGCAAAAACAGCUGGAAGAAGUUCGAGUAAAAUACGAAAAAAUGCAAACUGAGGUCACUGAGCAUGGAAGGCAAUGGCACGCUGAAAUAGACAGGACAGUGCAAAAGUUCUCUGAAGAAAUAAAGAGUAUGGAAGAUCGAGACAUUACGCUCUUAAAGAAACAAAUAGAAGAAAGCAAAGCUCUCCUUAGGGCUCUCAGUAUUCACUGUAAAGAAGUGAAGAAGUUUGCCAAUUCUUUUAAUUUUAAAGAUAUUCUUAAUUAUCAAUUAAGAAAGGAAACAUCACAUCGUUUUAAAUUUUUUUCAACCAUGCCCUCAUUUACCUCCACAAAAAUUGGAGCGAAUAAAAUGUAUGAAACUUUUGGCAAACUUUUAUCCCAAAUACCACAAGAAGUAAAAUCAUUUGCUUCAGAACAGGACACUGUCCGCAAAUUAUGCAGUAGAUCAACCAUCUGUAGGUCUUUGGAAACCAGAGUUGAUACAAUUUGCAAUCUUGUGUGCAUUGAUGACAAUACUGUCUGGCUAAAUGGUGAAAACAAUGCAAUAAUAUGCUUCAAGGAUACUAGUGUUGAAUUUGAAAGACAUACAACAGUAUCGGGAUACAAACCCACUAAUUUGGCCAUUACCAGACAAGGAGAUUUGGUAUAUGCCGUCUGCCAUUCACUGCAUAGCCAUGCUUACAUAAUUACCAAUGGCAAACUCAAAGAACUGAUCACUUUUGAUGACUGGAGACCUAUUGGAAUUUGUUGCACAGCAGAGGAUGAAUUUCUGGUCUCCCUGGAAAGCAAGGAUGAAACCCAGGUCAAAAUUGCUCGCUUCUCUGAUUCGGAAAUAAUUCAAGAAAUUCAGUACGAUGACCAUCAUCAACCUCUCUACCAGGCUGGGAAAUAUUACAUCCUGGUGGAAGAAAACAAAAAUCUGGAUGUCUCUGCAUCAGAUCCAAACAAAAAUGAAGUGGUUGUCACCGACAAAAAUGGAACUCUGCGAUGGAGAUAUAAAGGAAAUCUGCAACCUGGAAAAUUCUCGUCUUUUUCUCCUAGUUUUAUAUGCUCGAAUAGCUAUUGCCAACUUUUAGUAAUGGACACAGACAAUGAAUGUGUUCAUCUGCUAGAUAUGGAUGGAAUUUUCAUAACUUACAUUACGCAUCCAAACAUCCAGGGUAUUGGUGCCAUGAGUUUGGACAGAAGUGGGAGAUUAUGGAUAGCCAAUUACAAAGGGGGACAAAUUAAUGUUUUCAAAUAUAUACAAUAAAUUUAACAAUGUACUGCAACUUUUCAGCUUGAUCAGAGAUACCAGUAAAUGAACUGUAUUUA